GGCUGUCAAAAGUGUCAAAGUUUGUUAUAGUUAUUGGAAACUUCAGAAAAGUAGGCUAGAAUAGGUAGGUGGAGUAAAGGAAGUCUAAUUUUGAUAUUUGAUGUAACCAGCUACCUGUUUUCCUUUUGAGUGCCGAGUUUGUGUUAACGAGAUGUCUUCUCCACGCCCAAAAUCACCUCGUACUCCUGUUUUGCCUAAAAAGGAAGACAAGGCAGAAUCAUUCUGGGACAAAAUUGGAACUAUAGGACGCAAGAAGGGGAUUAAGGAAGUACAAGAAGUUCAAGCAGAGGGUAAAUACGCUAUUGACUCACCGGGAAGCCCAACUGCACCAGAAAUUCCACCAGAGGAGUACAGCUUGCUUGACAAUGAAGAAAGAGCCAUUAUUGAACCUCGUUCACUAGAGGAUCCUAGAGUCAAAGAGCUGAUUCAAGUUCUGAUUGAAUGGAUUAAUGAUGAGCUUGCCAUGCAAAGAAUCAUCGUUAAAGACAUCAGCGAGGAUCUUUAUGAUGGACAAGUACUUCAGAAGCUUCUAGAAAAACUUGCCGAGAAGAAACUUGAUGUGCCUGAGGUUACACAAUCAGAGGAAGGCCAAAGGCAAAAGUUGGCAGUUGUGCUCAAAGAAGUUAACAAGGCUCUCUAUGGAUCACCUAAACCAGCUCAGAAAUGGAGUGUGGAUUCAGUUCACUCAAAGAACAUUGUUUCCAUUCUGCACUUGUUGGUGGCUCUCGCGCGCCAUUUCCGAGCCCCGGUGCGCCUCCCCGAGAACGUCAGUGUCAACGUCGUCGUUGUUAAAAAGGAUGCGCCAAAUCAACUUUCCCACAGAACUUAUAUCGAGGAUAUCACAACUACCUACGACGACCUUGGUAUGAAAGGUGAAAGGGAUGCGUUUGAUGCUUUGUUUGAUCAUGCUCCAGACAAACUUCAAGUUGUCAAAAAGUCCUUGGUUACCUUUGUAAACAAGCAUCUAAGUAAGGUGAAUCUCGAAGUGAUGGACUUGGACACCCAAUUCCACGACGGGGUGUUUUUGUGCUUGUUGAUGGGUCUCCUCGAAGGAUUCUUCGUGCCUCUCUACGACUUCCAUCUGACUCCUCAGGACUUUGAUCAAAAAGUGCAUAAUGUUGCCUUUGCAUUUGAACUAAUGCAAGAUGUUGGCCUAGCCAAGCCAAAGGCCAGACCUGAAGAUAUCGUGAACUUGGAUCUGAAAUCUACGCUGCGAGUGCUUUAUAACUUAUUUACCAAAUACAAAAAUAUGGCUUGAGAUUCUACAUCGUUCUGUUUACUUAAUUUCGAUAGUUUUAUAGUGGAAACUUAAAAUACUAAUAAGAGUAAUAAGUAUUAAAAAUGAAAUGAGUUGAAUGAAGAGAGGUAAUCAAUAAUAUAUUUUAUAGGAUUUUUAUUUACUAAAAUGUAAAUGUUGUGCCUUAAUAGUUAUA
Molecule: messenger RNA, 1433 nt
Organism: Cydia splendana
Lineage: Eukaryota; Metazoa; Arthropoda; Insecta; Lepidoptera; Tortricidae
Gene: parvin
Product: beta-parvin
Exons: 8
Coding region: 152-1258 (368 amino acids)
Biological process (GO): substrate adhesion-dependent cell spreading; cell projection assembly; actin cytoskeleton organization
Cellular component (GO): cytoplasm; focal adhesion; actin cytoskeleton
Molecular function (GO): actin binding
Source: RefSeq, a predicted model, not a curated record